AUGUAUCUGACUGUGAUACAAGGCGACGAAAAGCUGCCGACAUGUCACCGCUGCGAAAGAAGCGGCCGCUGGUGUGACCGGACAGCCCCAUUGAAGAUCCAUGCCCAAAAGAAUGGUGGCAGGAGGGCGACCAACGGAGAUGUCACGGACAGCAUGGGGCAAGCUUCUGCUGAGCGAUUUGACGAACCUCGUGUACGACUUCAGGACGAGGAGAUUGCCCAUUACUUUGGACACUACCUCAAGACACUAGCUCCGUGGUAUGACCUCAACGACCUUGGGCAAGCCUUUAGAGGAAUUGUAGGGAGCAGAGCUCAGCAGAGCUCCUUACUUCUCAGUGCCGUCAUUGCAUUUGCAGCCAUGCACAAAAGUCGAACGUGUCACGCUGUGCCCAAGUUGUUGGCAGAGAGACAUCAUGCGCACUGCUUGCGGCUCUUGAUCGGAAUCACCGAGUCCGCCCCAGCGAUAAAGGACGGGACAGCCUUGGCCGCGACGUGUUUGCUGCGAUCGUAUGAAAUUCUAGGAGAGGAGGAAGAUCCGAAUCGCCAUCUUUUUGGGGCAUUCUCACUCAUACCGUCCCUGUCUUGUGUCCUUCCAGAGGAACCACUUCUCAGAGCCGGUGUAUGGAAUUACCUCCGCGAAGACAUCACAUUCUCACUCAUCAAUCGGUGUCCUUUGAAGAUCGAAGUCGGAGCGUUAGACAUCGUGCUGCGUCGCGAUGAUGACUAUGCAAACCAAAUCACGCUCCUGUUGGCCCGUGUCAUAAAUGCCGCCUUUGCAGAUGGCUCGAGCCUUCUCGUCGAGUUGCAAUCAGCCGUCAGUGAUUGGAAUUUGUCCGUACCGUUCCAGCCUUACCAUGAGUCCCAUGACGGCGUAUUUCCGAAGAUCCAGAUGGUUGAGGAUUGUCAUGUCGCUGCAAUGCAAUAUUGGCAUGUCGCCCAAAUCCUGCUAGGUCUGAACUCUGGAAACACAGUGAACUUUGAAGCGCACGCCCGGAGCAUAUGUGGCAUGGCUUUCUCUGCCUACAGUGACCCUGUCAUUGUAAACUCAUAUGGCCCAAUCUGCUACAGCGCACAAUGGCUGUCGAGAGACGACGCUAGACGGGAAUUGGUCGAUCGACUGCUAGACAGUCAGAAAAGAACUGGGUGGCCCGUUGAAACCAUUAUCAAGAAGCUGAAGCUAUGUUGGGCUGAAAAAGCAAAGAAAUGA
Cladophialophora psammophila CBS 110553 is the source of this 1206-nucleotide messenger RNA. RefSeq lists its product as uncharacterized. Gene Ontology annotation, molecular function: DNA-binding transcription factor activity; transcription cis-regulatory region binding. The record is from RefSeq and is a predicted model, not a curated record. Gene Ontology annotation, cellular component: nucleus. Gene Ontology annotation, biological process: positive regulation of transcription by RNA polymerase II. Lineage: Eukaryota; Fungi; Ascomycota; Eurotiomycetes; Chaetothyriales; Herpotrichiellaceae. Bases 1 to 1206 code for a protein of 401 amino acids. The transcript is spliced from 4 exons.